GUACAUAAUGUGUGUGAGUUCCCUGACGCAUCGUCUUUGCCGCCUAUUCAUUCUUCGCAAACAAAAAGCCAGGUUCCAAAUCCUCAUCGGAUCUUCCAAGACCGUCAGACAUCCAGUCAUCGACUUCUCAUCAGGAAACUCGAUGUCCCAAAAAGUACGAGCAGGGCGGACGGGCAGCGGCCUCUCAGCCACUCAGCCUACACCAUGAACCGCCGUGCAGCUGCAGACUGCAGUCCAUCUUCUCGGGACCUAUUAUUGGGCAUCAACCACGCCUGACAAAUCGACAUUCCUGUCCAAUUUGCCGUCACCUCAAUAUCGACGCUCACGCCCAGGGAGGUAUGCUCAUACCUCCCAGGUGUCAUGUGUCCGCGAUGCACAAUGUCUUGCAGGCAAACGAGACCUCGAGAGUCGAGGGCUGCAUCGACAACAUGGUCAACCCAGUUCCCAGGGUUGUGGUGAAAGAACCGGGGCUGUUUGCGUCCGAGUCUGGAAAAUGGCUCCAUUUUCUUGCAGCACAUUGUCUCCUUUCUGAUUUCGAGGCUAUUUCUCCUACUCUCGUCGGUUGCAACAUCCAAAAGGAGUUCGCAACAAUGGCAAAUUCAUAUCCGCCAUGGCAGGAUAAAGGCAGAAUCAUCGAAGCCCCCCAGCACCUACACCAACCUCGUCGGUAAUCCUUUGACCAGAAUUGCAUCCUCUUUAUUGCCAUUUGUGAGGCAUGUUCUCUUCUCCUACGCUAGUAUUUCGGUCAUCGGUUCCGCGACUAGGUCAGUAAACCACCUUCCUUGCCAUUUAUCGCUGCGUUCGAGAUGAUGGUCAGGCUCCUUUACAUAUUCAGAGGUACUUCCCGGCUUAUAUCUCGUUUUGAUCCGCCCAACGAGCUCACUUCAGCCCAAUUACGGAAACCAACGCCUUGCGCUGGUACAAAAUAAUGUGUUACAUUAUCAUGAGAUUUUACAAAUGCUGGGCGAACAAGGCCACGACAGAACACCGGUACUCAUAUUUGAAUCGCUGCGCCAACCCCAGAUAUGCUGCAUGCGUCGCUCCAGGGGCUCUUGGCAUUCUGAAAGAGACGUACGAUGUUCCCUGCCCUUCAUGUACCUACGGGUUCUUCCAGACGCGAGCCCAACCGAAAAAGACUGAAUGGAGUUCCGGUUCCGCCGAGGAUAGCCCAAUGUCACGAGCCGCCGCCCGGGAAUACGCCAAAUCGUUGAUCGAAUUCCUCAUCAUGGCUUUCACUUCGGCGGACGGGAUCCCGGCACCGGGCCAAGAUCAACGAGCUUUCCGCGUGUGCAAGAUGGAGAUGGCCUGCCGCUUCGACAAGGACCAUUUCGAAAACGGGCCCAACUGCGAGGCGAUCCAUUGCGAAGAGCAAAAAGACCUUUUUGGCGACAUCAAAACCAACACUUGGACAGAGAUGCACAACAUCAGCGCAGCCAUGCGCCGAGCCGUCUCCCGUGGGUACCUAUUCCCUUACAGAGGCUACUGGCCUUGCCGAGGGCCGUUGUACGAUCCGCAUCUAAUGGCACACGGUGUUGGAUACGUGGUGCCCGUCACCGACAUGAAUACCGAGAGGCCUCAGAACGAAGGCCCCUCCGACACAUCACAAGAGUCCUACGAAAGCUGCGUUCGGCGUCACCUUGCCCAGCCAGCCAUCCCAUCCAUGACCACAGCCCCGAGAAAUCCAAAGGACGCCCAACCCAAACCAACCCCGGUUAUUCCUUUCCUGCGACCAGACUGGAAUGACCAAGCGGGAUUCGAAUCGAUUUGGAGAAACGUUUUCCGCAAUCAAAUCGUGGCCUUGCAGGGAGAGGCCAUAUGGAAAGAAAUAUUCCUUCAAUGUGCCCAACUGCAGGAGCCCAACAAGACCUUCAACCGUCACGAUGCGGACGAAGCUCUUAGCCUCCGUAAAGAUCUUUGCCAACUGGCGGCAAGGUUGAUAUCCGUAGACUCGGGUCUGCCUCCUGCGCGAGCCAUAGCUGUUGCGGCAGUUAUGACGCCCCUCUUGGACCCGAAUCCCUCCCCCAUUGCAACAAUCGACGUCGAGAUUACUGGCCUAUUGCAGAAACUUUUUCAAGCCAGAAAGGCUUCAGAACAAGAACGGUACAGAUUUGCGGGCGACAUGAUCGCCUUUGACGACUCCUGGAGGUACACCAAAUACCACCUCAAGCGCAACCGGGAAAUCACACUGAAUGACGAGCAUACCCGAGAAGUCGCCAUUGAGAACGCGAGCAUUCCGCUGACCGAGCCCGAGAUCGAUAGGCUCCGCGCGGCCGGCUCGUACGAUAUCGACUGCGUGGUCUGCGACGAAGAAAUGGGCGACCCGCAGGACUCGCACGCCGCCGUGCGCCUCAAAUGCGACGCCCACCACUCUAUAGGUAAGAACUGCUGGAUGCGGUUCAAUCGUCGCAAGAAAGGUCAAUACACAAACGGCAUACGGUGCCACUCAUGCGCGGACAAGAUUAUAGGGACCUGGGAUGUGCCGAUCAACCUGGAGUUGUUGGAUGCAUACGACAUAGGGACCUCUACUCCGUUGGGUCUGACGCUACCAGGAGAUCUCCUUGAGUGACUAUGUGUAAUUUAUAGUGUCUGGAAUUUUCUGAGCCGACAGGCUUCCUGAUGGCGUUGCUUUCAACUGUGCUUGGUCGAUGGAGUUGGAAAACGGGGUCGUAGCCUUGGAUGGGACUGGCCACUAGGUGGUGAUACAGUGAUACUAGAUGGUUUCUCUGACUGUUAGACUGAUUUUGUUCUUUUUUUGAUUCAUCCACUCUUGGCUUUUCAUUCUGUUUAUCAUAGAAAAACACUGCAAAUUUAUAAGUCACAAAUCGUGUGGCGUAGUUUCAC
This is a messenger RNA of Colletotrichum destructivum, 2841 nucleotides long. RefSeq lists its product as uncharacterized. NCBI's taxonomy places the organism in Eukaryota, Fungi, Ascomycota, Sordariomycetes, Glomerellales, Glomerellaceae. Bases 929 to 2566 code for a protein of 545 amino acids. The record is from RefSeq and is a predicted model, not a curated record. The transcript has a single exon.